GGCUAAGCUUUAUGUGUGUGUGCGUGCGUACGCUCAAAUACAAUUAUGUUGUGAAGGGGCGGAAGCUAACGUGGCUAACGUUAGCUCGCGGCAGCCAUCUUAGGCGAGCAUGUAAUAUUUGGCUAGCUGGAAGUGCUGGUGUGGCACACAACAAGAUGGCCUGUUAAUACUCGCACAGGAAGAAUUUCCGCGUCGGCAGCAGUGUGAGGAAUAAAACCGACUUAAUUAAUCAUAUAACUCGGUUUAUUGUCUGAUCACUAACGAGAGCACCAGCGCUGCGCCAAACAAAACACUCUUUACCCCCCGAUUCCCUCUUGAGUCCUCAUCCGGCUAAAAAACGGAGGUCGUGGGGCUGGAGUGUGUUCUCAUGGCCGAGUCAGAGACUGAAUGUGACACACCCGGCCUUGACACACUUGGGUCGGAGUGUGUCAUAGCCCACAGCCAUGUCGACCUUCAUUACGGAGCAGAAACUGAGAUCAUGACAGAAGAAAAGCGUGGAUUAGAGCUGGAGAUCCAUGGCUCAGACUUAAAGAUCCAGGGACUGGGGACAGAUCUCGGUGCUGUAGCCUGUGUGGAUGCAAUUGUAGCGGAGACAGACCAUGAUUACAUUAAGGUGGAACAUGGGGAGAUGCACUGUUUCACAGGUGCAGAAAUCAAGACGACAGGAACUGAGACUCUGCUGGGAGAGGUGCUGCUUAAGACGGAAAGCGAGCAUGUGGUGAAAGUCGAGUCUGAUCAUGGUGGGGAGCUGACAGUGGAGUCUGAGAAUGGUGUAAUCAUUCACGAAGCGCAUGGCCUGCAGUGCAACGAAUGUGGGGAGAUUUUUGGCAGCAUAGCUGAUCUUCACCAACACUUUGAGAUCCACAAGGACCUCAACCCGUACAUCUGUGUCCACUGUGGCGAGAGCUUUGCUGUGGAGGCCAGCCUCAAGCAGCACAUGAAGAUUCACAUGAAAGAAAAGCCCUACGUUCCUGGAGUUGAGAUCAUGGGCAAAGAUGUUAUUGAUGCUUUCAGUCUCAAGUCUCAUCAGAUGAUUCAUUUGCCAGACAAGCCCCACAGAUGCUCUGAGUGCGGUAAGAGCUUUGCGGCUGCCAUCACCUUGAGAGAGCACAUGAAGAUGCAUUCAGAAGACAAACCCUACAAGUGUACCCAGUGUAGGAAGAGUUUUGUCCGCAGAAGGCAUCUGAAAAAGCACCAGGAGGUCCACGCACGUGAGAAGCCAUACACCUGCGGCCAGUGCGGCAAAGGCUUUGCUACAACAUCCAACCUGAAGCAGCACCAGAAGACCCACGCUGCAGUCGUGCUCGGCGACAAACCCCACCGGUGCGCACAGUGUGGCAAGUGUUUUGCGGCUGCCGCUACUCUGAGAGAGCACCAGAGGAUCCACUCGGGUGAGAAGCCCUACAAAUGCAACAUGUGCAGGAAGAGUUUUGUCCGCAAACGCCACCUGAAGAAGCACCAGCAAGUCCACGCCGGAGGCAAACCCUACACCUGCAGACAUUGCAACAAGGGCUUCAAUCACUCCUCUUCUCUCUCUCGCCAUCAUAAGACCCACCUGCAGAAUCCAGUGUUUUCGCCACCUCCGCCUGGAAAGACCAUGACCUUUGGCACUCCCCCGAAGCAAAGGGUGCACCAGCAGGGGGACAAGCCCUAUAUGUGCCACCACUGUGAGAAGGGCUUCAAUCAUUCCUCUUCCCUGUCCCGGCACCAAAGAGUCCACUCAGAGGGAAAGAGUUACACAUGCGCUCACUGUGGCAAAAGAUUCAAUCACUCCUCUUCCCUUGCCAGGCAUCAGAGAGUUCACUUGGAGAGCAAACAGCAGCCGCAGCAGCCGCAAACGCCGCAGCCGCAACCACAGCAGUACACCACCAUUCCCACAGGGAAGGGAUUCCCUAACAAUGCCUUCCCCAAACAGCACAUCCUGUCUCCAGAAAAACCAUACAGGUGCUCCCAGUGUGGAAAAGGCUUUAAUCAUUCAUCUUCCCUCUCCAGACAUCAUAGGCUCCAUGUAAAUCAGUGAGCACACUUUCCAGCCCUUACACGCUGUUUCAUGCAAGCGCACACAUCCUCUGCUCCCCCAUUUCUGUUCUACCAAUGGUCCCAUCAUUGAUACCACCAUGCCACAGGAAACGUCAGGCCAACGCCUAUGAGACAAAGAUGGUCGGGUCAGCACAUUGCUACGUCAAAGUGGAGCAGUUUGAGUAUAAAUGGAGGCUAACACUCAAGUCUUGAAAAGGAAAUGUCUUGUCCAGAAGGACUUGUAACCUAUAAUUCAAAGCUGAACCCGGGACUUUGUGCUCAGUAUGAAGAGGGUAUAAUAGAUUGUGAAGGAGUCUCUGUUCUUGUUUGUGAUUGUGCUUCACUUGCUCCAGGACCUCUUUUUGAACACUUUUAAAAGAAAAAAGAAAAAAAAUGUGAUUUUGAAGAUCUACAUGACUAAAAAUUGUUACCCGGAGAAAAUACGAUUUACCUGUCUGAUUAGUCUUUUUGAUAGAAGAAUUCAGUUUAUGUACGUGCGCUUUUCAGCUGCAACUUUAUUCAAGACUACCGACACAAUUGGUGAAAAGAACUGUUGUCUCAAUUUAAAUUUUUUUUUUUUCACCCACAUAAUCCAUGUGAAGCAAACAUCACAAAUCCAAUGUAAAUAAUUAUUGAUUUUCUUUUAUAUAUGUAUAGGUGACUAGUGUGCUGUUCCAAAAGAUUACAUUUUUGAUAGUAAGAUCCAGUUCGUCUCCACCUUUUUUUUCUUUUUCUUUUUUUUUCCCUUUUAUGACUUUAAUUUGUUUUAAUUUGUUUUAAGUGUUGGAGAUAAACAUGUUGCAGGUGUUCAUGCAGCUUGUUCUUGAAUUUGGGCUCCAUCAAACAUGAGCCAUCUUGUAUAUUUAAAAGAUUGUUUUCUUGUAUGUCUACGAUGGGUUAGCACUGCUGCAUAGACUGUACAGAGAGCAAUACUGGCUGACACCCUGACUCUAUUAUGACAUGCAAUUUAGCCAUUAGAAAUGCAUAAUAGAAAAUAAAAAACCUACUGGGUAGCGUAUUACAACAUAACUUGUGUCCUAAUUAUUUACUGCGCAGUUUCCUCUGUACUCCUGCACCAAAUGUACAUGAAAUGCAACAUCACACUUUGUUAAUUGCUUUGGAGACUAAUUAAAAAUACCUGUGUAUAGACUAUAGGUAACACAUGUUGAUCAAGUAAAUUAUCACAAUUUGAUCCAAAAAAAAAAGGUUGUGUAUACUAAAAAAAGACUACACGAGGAAAUCUCACUUUUACAAGACUUAAAGAUUUUUCCGAAUUCCAGUGGAUUGCGCUCUAUUUACUGUUCUGUGUAAAAUAUCUUUUACAUACUGAUGUAUUUUUUUAGAUAUGGCUUGGGUUAUAUGAAAGGGAAUGAAAGAUAUACAGUUUUUAUGGGAGUGAACAUGGUGAGCAAUAUUUUCUUUUCUUUUUAUUUGGAUAAAAAAAUGUGCUUCAAACUGUAGCAUAGGUUUCUUCCUUGUGUUAGAUAGGUGCCUUAUUGCAUGCUAUGUAGAAAUGUAUGCCGAGCUGUUAUUUGAGAAAAAAGUUAGGGUUUUCAGGAGUCUUUUGUUCUUAUUCAUACUAACUUUACCCUACAUUUUAAUUUGAUGUCACUGAUACCUAUUGCUUUUUUGCUUUCAUGUAUAUUACCAUGCGUUUACACUGUUACGACCAUAUUGUCUUUAUUUUUUUUCCCCUUCAUUUUUGUCAAUGGCCUCAGUGUAGAAAGAAAUUGUAAAUUAUCCAUAUAAGCUUCUCUUAAGGGCAAAUCCUGUAACAUCUUCCCAGUUUCUGAGUGGCACAUAUAUGGAUAAAUAAAGGUUGUUGACUCUC
Messenger RNA from Larimichthys crocea (large yellow croaker), 3850 nucleotides. RefSeq names its product zinc finger protein 883. Gene Ontology annotation, biological process: regulation of transcription by RNA polymerase II. Gene Ontology annotation, cellular component: nucleoplasm. The transcript has 2 exons. The coding region runs from base 368 to 2020 and encodes 550 amino acids. Gene Ontology annotation, molecular function: DNA-binding transcription repressor activity, RNA polymerase II-specific; RNA polymerase II cis-regulatory region sequence-specific DNA binding. NCBI's taxonomy places the organism in Eukaryota, Metazoa, Chordata, Actinopteri, Sciaenidae. The record is from RefSeq and is a predicted model, not a curated record.